AUGCCAACGGAAAGAUUGGCAAACGCCCAGCCGGGCCCCUCAGCAGCAGCACCGCCGCAGCCACAGGAGUGGCAACAACAUUGGCAGCCCCCCCGUCCGUACGGGCACCCGCCGUAUUGGCAGCCCGGGCCAUUCCCGCCGCCGUUGCCCCCCGCGACCCGGGAGCAGUGGGUCAUGGAGCAGCGGGCCUGGGAGCAGUGGGUCAUGGAGCAGUGGACCAUGGAGCAGUGGGCCCGUGAACACCGGGCCCUGGAGCAGCAGCGGGAGCACCUCGUCUACGAGGGCCAGUCCCUGCGCCAACACCUGAAGCAGCUCACCCAGCAGCUCACCCACCAGCAGCAGCAGCAGCAGCAACAGCAACAGGAGAGUGGCAGUGGCAGUGGCAGUGGCGGUGGCCAGCCGCCGGCCGAGCACAACCUCGAGAAGCAGCGGCGCGAGGUCAAGCUGCGGGUGCAGCGCAACGCGCGGGCGCACAGGCAGCUGUAUAUGCGCCUGGCGUUGCUGGAGGAGCAGCGGCCGUACUUCCCCCCCGGCCAGCCGUCGCCGCCGCCCCAGCCCUGGCGGCCCCAACCUGCCUGGCAACCGGCCCAGCCCCGGCAGCCGUUCCAGCCCUGGCAGCUUCAACCGGCCUGGCAGCAGCCCCAGCCCCAACCCUGGCCGCCCCAGCAGCCCUGGCAGCUCCAGACCCAGCAGCCCGCGGGGCCUCCCUAUCAGCCGCUGUCGCCGCUCCCGCCGCUGCUGCCACCGCCCGUCCAACCGCCCGUCCGAUUGGCCCGCCCUCCCGUCUACGACCCUCGGCCGCGCGGCCGCGACGGCGUCGCCCUGCCGGAGCAGGAGUACAGCAGGCGGUUCUGGGCCGGCGUGUGCUACUACUGCAGCGGGAGCGGCCACAUGGUGAGGGACUGCCCGGCCGAGCGCGCCAAGCAGCAGCGGCAGCGGCGGCAGCGGCUCAUGCGGGAGGAGGCCGGGCUCGAAAACGGGAAGGCAGAGGAGGAGAAAGAGGAGGAGGAGGAGGAGGAGGGGGAGGAGGGAGAGGAGGGAGAGGAGGAGCAGGAGGUGCCGCCCGUGUCGGCGCCGGAAACUGAGGAGGUGGAGGAGGAGGAGGAGCAGGAGGCGCCGCCCGUGUCGGCGCCGGCGGAUGAGGCUCCCACGGCCAUCUCCUGA
Diplodia corticola is the source of this 1164-nucleotide messenger RNA. RefSeq lists its product as uncharacterized. Lineage: Eukaryota; Fungi; Ascomycota; Dothideomycetes; Botryosphaeriales; Botryosphaeriaceae. The transcript has a single exon. The coding region runs from base 1 to 1164 and encodes 387 amino acids. Gene Ontology annotation, molecular function: zinc ion binding; nucleic acid binding. The record is from RefSeq and is a predicted model, not a curated record.